Ctenocephalides felis (cat flea) is the source of this 2737-nucleotide messenger RNA. Its product is annotated as transmembrane protein 245. The record is from RefSeq and is a predicted model, not a curated record. Bases 239 to 2737 code for a protein of 832 amino acids. Lineage: Eukaryota; Metazoa; Arthropoda; Insecta; Siphonaptera; Pulicidae. The transcript is spliced from 9 exons.
ACAUUAAUACAUUAGCUUGUGCAUUAGUAUGAUAGUACCGUACCAAGACAAUGUUAGAAUAUAAUAUAUGGUACCGUAUAAAUGCUCAAAUGACAUAUUAAAGAUAUAAAAAAUGAUGGAAAAACAAAAUCUGUUUGAAUCAAUUGAAUAUUUUAUACAACGUUAAUAUGACCAUUGCAAUAAAUCCCGUUCAUGAAAAUAUUUUUCGCACUUUAUGAACGUGUGCUAGAAGAGCUUAAUGAUGAAUCAACCUGGCGGUAUUAAUUCAAAUACUCGAUCUCCAUUUGAAUAUUUAUUCAAUAUGUUUCCAUUUGGUGGAAUUCCGAAAGGACAUGAAAAACCACUUAAGCAUGCAUUUUACAAUGCGGCAGCUUUAUUUCUGCUUUUUGUUUUGAGUGUGGCAGCUUACGGUUUGUUUCUAAUAUUACAACCGUUCUUUAAGCCAUUGUUGUGGGCUCUACUUGUUGGUUCAGUAUUAUAUCCUUUGAAAAGGGAAUUAUCUGAACAGAUUAAAAUUUGGUUAUCCACAUUAGAUGAAUCAAAUACAUCAAUUAUAAUGGGCGUUAUAAAAUUACCAGCUAAUGUGAUUGAUCGCCUGUCAGAAUUACUUGGAAGAUGGCUUUUUCAACAUGCAAAAAUUAUAAUAUCAUUGAUGACUAUUCUGCUCACUAUGCAAUUUUUGCAUUGCUAUAUUCCAAGCAGUUUCACGUGCAUUAUAUGGAAAAUAAUGCUACUGAGCAAUGUUAUAUUUACAUGGAUAAUUAGCUUAUUUGAAACCAAAAUUGUUUUAUCAAGCACAUGUUGCUACGUAGUUAUGUUAUUUUGUUUUUGGAGCCCUGAUCGUGCCACACUUUUUAAACAUACUUCAAUUAUAAUGUGGUUUAUAAUAUCUUGUUACACAAGCAAUAUUCUAGGAGUAUUUCAAGUUCCACUCUUUUUCAUAAUUCAAAUUUCAGUAAUAAGUGGAUGGAUUCUGAAAAAACAUAAUCAAAAUUCGAAUUACCAGUAUUCAAAUGAAUCUCAAGAUACUGCAGACAAUCAAAAAAAGAUAUUAUUAAGUGUUAAUGAUGCUCAGAAAGAAAUAAACACAGAAGGUGAUGCUCCACCAAAAGCACAAAUAAUUGAGCAAGAAAAAAAUGUACAAGUUUCAUCCAAAUUCAAAAGAUUAUCAAUAGUCAAAAAUCCUUUAUGCUUCCAACAGUGUAAUAAUGUGAAUAAUGAUUACGUUCUUGAUAGUGAUAUAUAUUUUAACUUUUUAUUUUAUUCUUGUGGUUUCCUACUGCUGUGGAAGCAAUUAUGGUUAUUACCAUUAUUAACAAUUCCUGUGAUAGUGUUUUUAUCUAAGAGACUUUGGUAUUUUUUUGGUAUGCACAGCAAAGUUUGUUCAUACAUUCAGCAUCUGUUAAAUCGUUUUGAAGAAAGAAAACAUUCUUUGAUUUCUGUACCAGUUGAGGGAGCUAUUGUUUUGAUUCAAUAUAUUCAUCGAGUGUUGUUAAACACAGCUAAAGAGUCUGUAGACAGUGUUUCAAGUGGUGCAGUAAUUCUUGUAUUACUAAUAUCUCUUUCAAUAGCAAUGUUAUUUAUAUCAAUUCAGAUCUAUGCAGAAGUAAUUCAAAUGGUGCAAAUGGGUAGUUCAUUUGUUAAUAAGACAAUAAUUCAUAAUCCUGAGUUAUUGGGCCUUUUACCUCCUGAAGUGGAAGAAUCAUUUGACAACCUACUUGAAAAUGCUUAUCAGUAUGGACGGGAUGGUAUUUCUAAGUUGGUGAAAUGUUUCUUACAAGAUGUUGAUAGUACUCAGGCACAACAUCUAGAAUCACAGUUACUAACAUUAUGGGAUCGCGCUUACCAAAGCUGGAUCGAUAACCCAAACACUGUUAGCCAUGGACCUCAUGUUUCACAAGAUGCUGUCAGGCAAUCGUUUGAUACUUUCAUGGAAGAUCUAUAUAAAAGCUCGGAGUUAUUGAACGUAGCAGGCAUAAUGAAUUGGAUGAAACAAAACAUUGGGACGCUAACUGGUGUUCUUGAAUCUACUUGGUCAUUAUUGAGAGGAAAUUUGGAACUGUUAUUGGGCAUCAUAACAGCUGCUGUUCAUUUAUUACUCGGUAGCAGUUCAGCCGUUAUUACUUGGCUGUUAAAUUCUAUGGUGUUUCUGACUACUCUGUUUUACUUAUUGGCCAGUAGCGGUAAACAGUAUCGACCAGUCGAAGUUCUUUCUAAGUUGGCUGGUGGCGCAAAGACAGUAAAACGAGUAUCCAUAGCAUUAGAAGAAACUGUAGCUGGAGUGUUUUUGGCCACUUUAAAAAUGUCUCUUUUUUAUGGUCUUUGGACGUGGCUCAUCCAUAAUAUAUUUGGAACAAGUGUAAUAUAUUUACCAGCUGUGAUUGCAUCAGCUUUAGCUGCUAUUCCAUUUUUGGGUACUUAUUGGGUAUGCAGUGUCGGUGUACUGGAGCUGUUAUGUUUGCAGGAUAGAUUUUGGUCAGCUGUAGGUCUUGCAGUAUUUCAAGUUGCUCCUACCACAUUAGUAGAUGGAACUAUUUACAAUGAAAUCAAGGGGGGUGGGCACCCUUACUUGACAGGUCUGUCAAUAGCAGGAGGAUUGUGGUGCUUAGGUCCGGAGGGCACAUUGCUUGGCCCUUUACUGUUAUGCUUGCUUGUAGUGGUGACUGAUUUAUUUACGGCGGCAAUACGAGAUUCGCCCAUCGCAGAGCCUCAUAGUGAAAAAAAUCCAGGCUUGUGA